This is a messenger RNA of Ochotona curzoniae (black-lipped pika), 4864 nucleotides long. RefSeq names its product ring finger protein 216 (gene RNF216). The record is from RefSeq and is a predicted model, not a curated record. The transcript is spliced from 17 exons. The coding region runs from base 154 to 2916 and encodes 920 amino acids. Gene Ontology annotation, molecular function: zinc ion binding. Lineage: Eukaryota; Metazoa; Chordata; Mammalia; Lagomorpha; Ochotonidae.
CAGUCUGGUCGGCGGCGCCUCCUGACUGACCUGGCGGCGGCGGCUCCAGCUGACUGGGGCGCCGCGGCGGACGAGCCGGCCGGCUGAAGCCCGUGGGGCAGGUCACCAUGUGGCAGCACUAGCGUGCACGGAGCUUCAUGUCUGUGUUGGAAGAUGGCAGAGGGAAACAACGAGGAGGUGAUUCACCUGAACAACUUCCACUGCCAUCGGGGACAAGACUGGAUCAGCCUUCGCGAUGGCCCCAUCACCAUCUCUGACUCCUCUGAUGAGGAAGGGAUGCCCACCCUGGCCACCCCAGCACCUCAGCGACAGGAAGAAGAGGACUUGGAUGAUGACGUCAUCCUGACGGAAACAAAGAAACCUCAGACACCACGACCCAAUCUCAUCAAACCUGCUGCUCAGUGGCAAGACCUGAAAAGGUUGGGAGAAGAGAGGCCUGCGAAGUCGAGAGCAGCGUGUGAAUCCGGGAAGAGCACCUGCUUCGCCGUGUGCCACAAGCCACCGUGUCUUCCCGGGAGACGGGAGCAGGCUGAGGGUGACUGUGGGGAGUUUCUGCGUCUCGGGCCUCCUGCGAUGCCUGGGUUUGCUAAACCAAGAGGUCAGAGAGAACCUAGACCUGGACCAAGUCAUAAGCAAGCGGCAAGGAACACGUUCAAGCCCAGAUCAGAUCAGAAGAUCAUUGUCUUGCAGGAGAACAGCCUUCUUUUCCCAGCAGGUGAUCCUUUGCAAACUACAAACCAGUUAUUGGAAGACUCUGAGCCAGACCUUUUAUCAAAUCUUGGAGAGUCGGCUGGUGUGGUCGACGAUCAGAUCAUUGAAGAGGAUUGCUGGCUGCACCACCCGUACCUCCAGUCUCUGCACCAGCAGCCCCUUGACAUAACCAACCAGGUUGUUCCGCAGGAGCGACAGCGGGAGGCAGAGCUAGGCCUUCUGUUGUUCCAGCACGAACUCCCAGGGCCAGCUUUUCCAAGGCCAGAGCCCCAGCAGGACGGGAUUCCGGGCCCUGCUUCCCCUCAGGCUGCCCAUCCUCUGGGAGAACUUGAAGAGCAACAGUUAGCGAUCGAAGAUGAAGAGCCAGGGCCAGCCUUCCCACUGCGACGAUCUCAGGACACCAAUUUCAAAAAUCCGUGGGGACAGGAAGCUGCUGAAGUGGAUCAAGAACUUGUUGCACUACUAGUAAAAGAAACAGAAGCAAGAUUUCCAGAUGUAGCAAAUGGAUAUAUUGAAGAAAUAAUUCAUUUGAAGAAUUAUUAUGAUUUGAAUGUACUUUGCAAUUUUCUGCUGGAAAAUCCAGAUUAUCCAAAGAGAGAAGAUCGAGUCAUUGUGAAUCCCAGCAGCAGCCUGCUUGCCAGCCCGGAUGAGACAAAGCUGCCUAAAGUGGACUUUUUUGACUAUUCCAAAUUGGUUCCUCUUGACCAGCGCUGCUUCAUCCAAGCUGCCGACCUGCUGAUGGCUGACUUCAAGAUGCUCAGCAGUCAGGACAUCAAGUGGGCCCUGCACGAGCUCAAGGGACACUAUGCAAUCACCCGCAAGGCCUUUUCUGAUGCCAUUAAAAAAUGGCAGGAACUAUCACCAGAAUCCAGUGGAAAAAGGAAAAAGAGAAAAGAAAUGAAUCAAUUUUCUUACAUAGAUUUCAAGUUUGAACAAGGUGACAUAAAAAUAGAAAAGAGGAUGUUCUUCCUGGAAAACAAGCGGCGACACUGUAGGUCCUAUGACCGGCGUGCCUUGCUUCCAGCCGUGCAGCAGGAGCAGGAGUUCUAUGAGCAGAAGGUCAAGGAGAUGGCCGAGCAUGAAGAUUUUCUGCUUGCCCUGCAGAUGAAUGAAGAACAGUAUCAGAAGGACGGCCAGCUGAUCGAGUGCCGCUGCUGCUAUGGGGAGUUCCCCUUCGAGGAGCUGACCCAGUGUGCAGAUGCUCACUUGUUCUGCAAAGAGUGUCUCAUCAGAUACGCCCAGGAGGCAGUCUUCGGGGCCGGAAAGUCGGAGCUCAGCUGCAUGGAAGGCAGCUGCACAUGCUCGUUCCCGACCAGUGAGCUGGAGAAGGUGCUGCCGCAGACCAUCCUGUGCAAGUACUACGAGCGGCGAGCUGAGGAGGAGGUCGCGGCGGCCUACGCCGACGAGCUGGUCAGGUGCCCCUCCUGUAGCUUCCCUGCUCUGCUGGACAGCGACGUGAAGAGGUUCAGCUGUCCUAACCCACGCUGCCGAAAGGAAACUUGUAGAAAGUGCCAAGGGCUCUGGAAAGAACACAACGGCCUCACCUGUGAAGAGCUGGCCGAGAAGGACGACAUCAAGUACAGGACAUCUAUAGAGGAGAGAAUGACCGCCGCCCGCAUUAGAAAAUGCCACAAGUGUGGGACCGGCCUCAUCAAGUCCGAGGGCUGCAACCGCAUGUCCUGCCGCUGCGGUGCCCAGAUGUGCUACCUCUGCCGAGUGCCCAUCAGUGGGUACGACCACUUCUGUCAGCACCCACGCUCGCCAGGAGCGCCUUGCCAGGAGUGUUCCAGGUGCUCCCUCUGGACUGACCCCACUGAGGAUGACGAGAAGCUCAUUGAGGAAAUCCAGAAGGAGGCUGAGGAAGAGCAGAAAAGGAAGAAUGGAGAGAACACAUUCAAACGCAUCGGGCCCCCGCUGGAGAAGCCCCCUGAGAAGGUGCAGAGAAUGGAGGCCCUGCCACGGCCCGUCCCGCAGAACCUGCACCAGCCGCAUAUGCCACCCUACGCCUUCGUGCACCCGCCCUUCCCACUGCCACCCGUCAGGCCCAUGUUCAACAACUUCCCACUCAACAUGGGACCCAUCCCGGCACCCUACGUGCCCCCUCUGCCCAAUAUGAGGGUCAACUAUGACUUUGGCCCCAUUCAUUUGCCCCUGGAGCACAACCUGCCCAUGCACUUUGGUCCCCAGCCACGGCAUCGCUUCUGACCCGGAGCUCCCGCCACCACUGGGCAGCCAUGGAGUCGGCGGGGGUGGAUUUUGGAUGGAGAAUCCCCCAAGGACUAAUGGUUCUGCCCAUGCCUUCAGUAGGAUGGUGGGGUGGACUCCUUUUAUUCCUGCACCUUUUUUGAGAUGGGCCCCUGCCCCUCGAGUGGCACCGCGGGCCGGUGCCCUCCGGGUGCCUCAAACAGGACUGCUCUGGCACUUGGAGGACCCAGGAGAAAGAGGCAGCAAAGCCCUCUUCCCCAAGAGCUCCACCAUGUUGACAGGCGACACGUGGCCGUGGCUGAGGUAGGCCAUUCCUCACACCCCUGCAGGGGGAGAUGAGAAAAGCAUUGUCCGUUUGCCUGUUCCCCUUUUCCCAGCACGCACAAGGGCAGCCUCACAGAGCUGGACACCACGUAGGCCUUCGUUCCUAUAGCGUAGUCCAAACCCUAGUCCAGCGAAGCAACAGGUGACACAAGUCGGGAGAGACCAGCCAAGCAGGACCACCGUUCUGGCCCAGGAUGCAGUGCUGGGGUGCAGGGUGUGGGGUUGUUGGCGCUGCCACACGGCCAUUCAGGGUCCCCUCUGAUCAGCCAGUAAUGAAGAACCGUGCCACGUCAUCUCUGUCGUUUACCUGAAGAAGUGUCUGUCCUGUUUUUCCACUUGGUCUGGGUUUUCCGUGCCCUGCUAACCUUCCCUUCGGGCUCUGCAGAGUCAGACUAAGAAUGUUACCCCAUGCCAGGCCUCUCCUGAGGGCUGCCUGGUCCUGCAGCUGUGGCUGGACUGAAGAUCCUUAGGAGGUAGCUUCACUCCCCAGCAGGAUCCAGGCAGCUCCGUCCUCCCUCCCAUGUCCACUCAGGUAGAAGGGCCCGCAGAGUGUCAGCUCUUGGCCUGCACGCAGCCCCAGUGUGAGACAGUUCCCAGCCUCACCUUCUGUCCAGUUUGUCUUGAGCCAUUCUUGAGCCCUUGCUGUGGCCAUCUGCUGGAAAGAGGUUCAGAGCUGCCAGCUGUUCAGCUGAGGGGAGCCCUUGUGGCAGCACAGGUCACCUUCUUAAUCUGUGUCACCUGCCCUGGCCCUCCGGCUGGAGUGACCUGGACGUGUGGACCAACAACUCCUCAGAUGUCGCUUGGGGAUCUGAGUGGAGGCAUAAUCCAAGAUGCCCGUUCUUUCUGCCUUUCCUCAGGAUGAAGGCUUUGAAGACAGGUGGUCACCAGGGCCUGGGGUGGGGACAGCCUGCUGCUGUCUCCCGCCAAGCCCGGCCUCGGGCCACCUGAGCUUUGUUCCUAGCCUGAAUGACAGUGCCUUGGAAAGGCGGGCUCCAUGGGCCAUCCCUCUGCUUCCUCCAGGGAGGGCCUCUGAGGGCGGGGCACAGCAGUCAGCCUGCCGGAUGGCACGGUGACCCCACGCCUCCCUUCAUCCAUCCCCUCAUGGGCCUCUUAAGCAAGCCCACUGACCUAGGAGAUGGGCUCCAUCACGGGCCCGGGGCAGGACAGGGAACAGGCUGCUGCCAAGGCAGGCAGAGGCCUAGGCGAUGCCCCCAAAGGCUGAGCCAGUGUCCCAGCUGCUUGGAAGGAGGCAGUGCCCUUCUCCAUCCAGGGCACCUGCUUGCAGAGUGCAGCAAGGCCUGGAGUGGGCACUUGAGGCUUCAGACCCCUGCGUUUCCUGAAGCAGGGUCCAGGGAGAAGAGGGACUGGAGUCUGGCCAGCAGGCAGUCCUGUUUUACUUGCCUUAAAACUGGAGAGGAACCUAGUAUUUGCACUUAGCAAAUGAUUGAAAAACAGGAAAAGUGUGCAUGAUUUGUCACUUUGUAUAAAAAUGAUUAGCUCAUUCCAUUCUGUUCAUUACCUUCAGGUAGCAAAAAUAAAAUAGUUCUGUUCAAACUACUGUGUAAGAAGCCUGUAUCAUAUGUAACUUGCACUUUUUGUAAAUAAAUGUUUGUGCGCUCUUGUU